Messenger RNA from Oldenlandia corymbosa var. corymbosa, 3331 nucleotides. NCBI's taxonomy places the organism in Eukaryota, Viridiplantae, Streptophyta, Magnoliopsida, Gentianales, Rubiaceae. The record is from the annotation of a GenBank genome assembly.
GAAUAAAAAGAUUGGGUGUCAUUACAAUUAUUAAAGGAGUUAGGCUUUUUUUUUUUAAAAAAAUAAAAUAAAAUUAUAAUUUGGAACGUUCCACCUAAAUCCAAUUGUGGAUUUUUCCAGUUUAAAUAAAUCCAAAUUGUGCAGAAAAACAAACCCGGCGAGAAACAUUUUUUAAAAGGACUUAGGGUUGCUGUUUAGGUUACCCUUAGAUCUGUCCAUUCCCUUCCUCCGGUUCUCUCCCCCCGCCUUAUCUCUCUUCCUCUUGACUUCGGCGGCAGGUUUAGUAUUGUUUUCAAUUUUAUAAUUUUUUUUCUUUUUUUUUUUUUGGUUUGUUGAUGAUAAUCGGUCUCUGUCAAGACUCAAAAACGGUGAAGGGAAAUUAGGGGUUUUUUUUUUAUAUAUAUAUAAAACGGUUUUUCAUCAAUUGGAUAUCAAAAGGCGGCGAUUUGGACUAUUGAGAUUGUUAAUAUAAUCCCACCCCUCCCUAUAAACUACUGGAUUCGAACUAUUUGUUUCUUAUGUAAUAAUGGGAGGAUCGCAGAAAUCAAAAAGGGUUAGUUGGCCUUCAGAUGAUAAUCUUUGUCAGGUGAGGCUGUUUUUGUCAGAAGAAUCGCCUGCACAAGUAGGUUUUGGUUCUCAGGAUCACCUCCAAGCAAAGAUAUGGCCAUUAAAUUCAAAUUCCUUGGUGUCUGAUGAGAAUUUGCCACCUGGUUUUGAAGGAACACAACCUGCAAACAACUUGUGGAAUAAAUUGCCUCAAAUACCUCUCAUAAAAUGGCGUUGUCCUCCAAGAGUUAGUUACUUUUCCUCACUAAUACUGCUAUAUUUUCUUGUUAUGAGCAUCUGAAUGGAGAACCGAGAAACUGUAUCAGGAACUUAUUUUACAUGUCCGAUUGUGUGAUUAUUAUGCCCUGGUGCAGAAAUAUUACCAUUCCCUGUCAGGUUUUUUUUUGCUACAUCAUUAUUAUGCCAUGGAGCAGAAAUAUUACUAUUCUCUGUCAAGUUUUUUUUUUUUUUUGCUACAUUUGUGAUGGAUGAUUGAUCUGGUGUGCCAGUUUCAUGAGAGGGGAACAACCAUAUAUAGUUACAGAUGAAUGAUUAGUUUUCUCAUCCCAAUGCCCACCACCCACCCCGCCCCAAGUGAUAUGUUAGUGAUAUAAGUGUUAGUUAGAAGUGGACCAGAAUAAAUGGGGGAGGAGAUGGAAUUAUAUGUCUGUUUUUUUCAAGCCUUUGUCUGUAUGGACACUUUGGACCUGUCAGAUUUCUUAUUGAGCUUAUUGGAACUUGUUCUACUGAUUUUUGUUGAAAUUCGGUAUUAUUAUGAAUACAACUGAAUGUCUCAGGAGUACUGAGUUUUUGUAAGAUUUUUGGUUUCUCCUGGAAUUUGAGUUUUGAAGAACAGUAUCUCUUAAGUCGUUAAAGUUAUAGACACGUGAUUUUGUGUUUAUAAAUUUGGGUCUACCUAACUGGUUGCUGCUAGUAAUCCCUGCUCUUUGAGUUCAGUUGGUGAAGUAAUCAUUUGAAUGUGUCCGCUUGCAAGUUUUAUUAUGAGGAAGAGAUGUACCACUCGAGCUAGACUUUUCAAUCAUAGUUGUUAGUUAAUGAUGAAAAGAAUCAUGUACGUUUCUUGGUUUUAACUUUUGGCUUUCUCAUGUUACAGUUUCAUUUGGACGAAGCUUGGAGAGUUGUGGCUGGGGAUGAGAGCACGGAAUUUGAAAGAGAAAACAAUCGUGUUAACAAAGUGCUUGAGGCAAUUUAUCCACGGGAAUCUGCUAUUCCUCCAGAUCCUUCUAAUGGAGUGGGUCUGGAAGAUUCUUUUGCAAAUGAUAAACCCCCUAUUCUUAUUCCCAUCACUCCUAUUGAAGAUGAAGAUGCACCAUCAGCUACAGAUGGUUACCUUGAUUCUGGAAUUCCGAUGGGCCUGCCUACCCAGACAGAGUCAUCUUUAGCUUCUUCCUCACGUUAUGCUCCCCCUGCCCAUGGAGGCCUAUCAUCCGAGAUCAUUCCAGGAGUGGAUCCUGCUGUUGUAUCGGCUGCAAAUGCUGCCUUGAGUGCUGUCAUGUCAAACAACAAUCAAGCAAAUCUGAUUGACCGCGAGUUGCUCAUAAAGAUUCUCAGUGACCCGAAAAUGGUUGAGCAGUUGGUUAAGAAUCACGGAACUGCCUCCACCACCACGACGCAGAGUGUGCCAGCCACCAGCAUCCACAAUGUACCAAGCGUGAGUUUGCCAUUGGUGGCACCAAAUAACUCACAUAUUGCAUCUGUGGCACCAAACAACACACAUAUUGCAUCAAGCACCACGCACAAUAUGCCAGUCACUAGCAUGCAAAAUAGGCUCAGACCGAUAACCCCAGGAAUUAACUUUUCCGAGCCUUCUCCCAAUCUUGUCGGCAGAGCAGGGCAUGUCAACAGACCGGAAUAUGUUGCAGCCCCUAUGUCAACAACUAAUAGUGGGGUAGCUUACUACCCUCCACCAGGCAGAAUUGGAGGUGUCCCAAAUCCGCAGCCUGCAGCACAUGAUAUUGUACGGCCCCCAUCCCAACCCGUUACGAAGGAUAUAAACUACUAUAAGAGCCUGAUCAAGCAACACGGACACGGAGGAGAUGGGGCUCAAGAAACGACACAAUACGGUGGUAGUAGAAAUAACCACCAUUUACACCCACAACAAGUCAGAGAACCUUCACCAAAUAUUGUUGGGAGAUCCAGGGACUUGAAAACUAAAGUAAUGAAGCCCUGCAUUUAUUACAACACUGCAAGGGGUUGUCGGAAUGGUGCAAAUUGUGCAUUUCAACAUGAUGAUCCAUCAGCCCCGCAAAGAGUUAGCGGUGGUUUGCCAGAUUCUCAGAGUGCAAAGAGAAUGAAAAUGGAUAGGGAGAUUACCGGUACAUAAUAGUUGCAGUUAGCAUCUCCAUGUACAUCUUUCUUUUUGGUUAAAAGUGGGAUGCCUAAUUUUGGUUCGAUCUUUUUUCUUUGAAAUUUCUUUUUAGCUAGAUUGAAAAAUCAAUUUUGAAGCUUUAUCAUAAACCUAUAUCGAUUGAGAGAAUACUCAAAACUAUUUUCAUGAGGCGUUCAGCCGGCAUUAUGGGUCGGCAUUUUCAUUUACUCCUCCUUAAUUGUAUUGUUUUCGUGGCUUCUUUCAAAGGAAAGGCUUCUGGUAAGGGGAUAUUAUAAUAGCAUCUGGUAAUGGGUUGUAUUUUACUAAUACAGAAAAACUGUAUAAACACGUCUCAAGAUACAUUAGUGCGUGUGAUUGUAUUGAUUUCUUGAAAGAGUAGUGAUAGAUAUAAGGAAAAAUUAUAAAGAAACUUUAUAAAGAAUAAUGUGUCAUUCA